Eimeria necatrix is the source of this 1638-nucleotide messenger RNA. Its product is annotated as microneme protein, putative. The record is from RefSeq and is a predicted model, not a curated record. NCBI's taxonomy places the organism in Eukaryota, Apicomplexa, Conoidasida, Eucoccidiorida, Eimeriidae. The transcript has a single exon. Bases 1 to 1638 code for a protein of 545 amino acids.
AUGAGGCGGGCUGCUUUGCUGCUGCAAUGCGCAGCAACUGCAGUACUAGCAGGAGCCGAACCACCGGUUGGAGGGUUCUUGAGUUUGUUUUAUUUCAAAUUCCUCGUUUUCAGCUUCGUGGAGGCCAACAAUUUGCCGUCUUCAUCUUUUCAGUCACCAAUCAAUGCCAUUUUCAGCAGCAGCAGCAGCGGCAGCAGCCCUGCCAGCUUGGAGGCAGGCCACAGCAGAACGUUUGGUGUCAGCAGCAGCUUCAGCAGCAGCCUCAUUGACAGCAGCAGCAGCACCGGCACAGCCGAAAGCACAGUCUCCAGCAGCACUGACAGCACAGCAACUACCAGCACCACUACGACGAGCACCAGCACCACUACCAUCAGCGGCAGCACCAGCAGCACCAGCGCCGGCAGCACUGGCAGCAGCAGCACAACAACAGCUGCCCCGCAGCAGGCGUUGUCAGAUGAAGAGCGCAUAGCGCAGUUGAUUGCCGAGGACACUCCGAAGUUAGAUUGGUCUAUAACAGAGGGCUGGACUCUGCCUGAAAACAACAUUUACCGAAACUAUCUGUGCCGGUUCUCAGCCCUCAGCGCUCCUUGCUGGGAUUCAAUUGGCCUCUACGGCAGCAAACAGUUCAAGGGCUGGCCAGUGCCCCUGUACUGCCCGCCUGGGAACUGCUGCGCCUCCGACGUAGAUGAACUCAUUUGUAUGAGUUCCUGCACGGGGGGGGGCUGGGCCGUCAUGAGUUCGUCGGAGUGCAAUUGCAGCAAACAUCAACACAAGUGCCCUCAAAACACUGUCUGCGACGAACAAGACACUGGCAACUACGGCGGCGUCUACUGCCGCUGCAAAGACGGCUACGUCGGCGACGGGGUCACCUGCUACCCCGACCCCUGUGCGGACUCCACCAAAAAUAAGUGUUCUCCAGGAACCUGCAAGAGCAGGCCAAACGGCAGCGCCUACUGCAAGUGCCCCGAAGGGUACACCUGGGACGGGACAGAUCCCUACAAACCCACAUGCGCGUUUGCUAGCAUGUGCGACGGGGAUCCUUGCGGGCCCCCCGAAGCUGUACUGGAGUGCAGGACUGACAAGGCCUUUGAGUACACCUGUGUUUGCCGCCCGGGGUACGAAUUCGGCACUGAGGGCACGGUAAAGAAGUGUAUCGCUGCACAAGCCACGGUAACCUGCGCCGACGAACCCUGCGGCACGGAAGGACUGCUGUCGUGCACAGACACCGCAGAAGGCCCGGAAUGUGUGUGUGACAAGCACUACAGACUGGUGACCGAGCAGCGGAAAAAACGGUGCAUCUUCUCUCCCUGUGAAUUCGAUCCCUGUGGGGAUUCCACCGCAGCUAAGAGCUGCGAGCCCGGAAUUUCGACCUACACUUGCGUCUGCAACAAAAACUACAAGCUGGACACUAUCGACGGCCAGCCGAAGUGUGUGGAGGACACGGUCGAUCUUAUCCCUUUCAUCAUAGGGGCAGCAGUUGUGGGCGUGCUGCUGCUGAUAACUCUCAUCAGCUGCUUCGUCUUGCGGAGACGAAUGCUCAGCCGCAACGCGUUCGAGGCCUACGCACAAGACAACCUCGAAGUGUCCAUGGGGGCACACCAAGAUGGCAUCAACGUAAGUUCCAGCGCGUGGAUGUAG